AUGGCCGACGUCAAGCCUGGCGAUAAAGACGCUACCGCCGAGCGCGUGCUCAAGACCGAUCUCUGGCAGUAUGGCCGCAGGACACGCACCGACGGGCCCUACGCCGACAACUUGGACGUUGAUGCCAUCAUUGUCGGCGGUGGCUUCGGCGGGAUCAUGUGUUUGUAUGAGUUGAGGAAGAAGGGCUUGAACGUCGUCUUGUUCGAGGCUGGCACUGGCUACGGAGGUACUUGGCGCUGGAACGUGUACCCCGGUGCUAGGGUGGAUUCCCCCGUGCCUAUCUAUGAGCUUGCCAUUCCGGAGGUCUACAAGGACUGGACCUGGACCACCAACUACCCCGACUGGACCGAGCUGCAAGCCUACUUCGACCACUGCGACAAGGUGCUGGACUUGCAAAAGGACACUGCCUUCGAAAGCGUCGUCACUGGAGCGGAAUUCGACACCAAAGAGGGCAAAUGGAACAUCAAGACUGCGGACGGGCGCAAUGCCAAGUGCAAGUACUUUGUCGUGGCAGCCGGCUUUGCCGCGAAGCGAUAUAUCCCGGAUGUCCCCGGCCUCGACUCGUUCAAGGGUAUCAUCCACCACUCUUCCUUCUGGCCGGCCGAGGGCGUGAACUUCAAGGGCAAGAAGACUGCAGUCAUCGGCACCGGCGCGUCGGGAGUCCAGAUCAUCCAAGAAAUGGGAGACCAGGCAGAAAACUUGACCGUCUACCAGCGCACGCCCAAUCUCGCCCUUCCCAUGGGCCGCCGCGACAUCACCGCCGAGGAGCAGAACAAGCUCAAGCCCUUCUACCCGGAGAUCCACGAGAUGCGCGAGAGGUGUUUCGCCGGCUUCCACUACGAUUUGUGCGAGCGCAACACGUGGGAUGACACUCCGGAGGAGCGACACGCGUUCCACGAGGCGCUCUGGAACCAGAAGGGCUUUGCCUUGUGGCUGGGCGGAUAUAAAGACUACCUCUUUGACUACAAGUCCAACAUGGAGGCAUACAACCUGUGGCGGAGGAAGCAGUCUCCGCGUGUCAAGGACCCGAAGAAGAAGGAGAUUCUGUUCCCCGAGCAGGCACCGCAUCCGUUCGGUGUGAAGCGGCCUUGCUUGGAGCAAAACUACUACGAGAUCCUGGACAAGGACACCGUCGAGGUUGUCAACAUCAACUCUAAGAACGGUACUCCGAUUGAACGAUUCACCGAGAAGGGCAUUGUCGUUGAUGGCAAGGAGAGAGAGCAUGAUAUUAUCGUGCUAGCCACGGGCUUCGAUGUCGUCACUGGUGGCAUGACCAACAUGGGCCUCAAGAGCAUCCACGGCACCUACCUCCAAGACGAGUGGAAGGCCGCCGCAAACACCUACCUGGGCACCACCAUCUCCGGCUACCCCAACAUGUUCCACUUGUACGGCCCGCACGGCCCAACGCUGCUGUCCAACGGGCCCAGCAGUGUCGAGAUCCAGGCCAGAUGGAUCAAGGACGCCAUCACCAAGAUCCACCGCGGCGGCAUCAAGUACGUCAACCCGACAAAGGAGGCCAGUGAUGCGUGGAAGCAGAGGAUCAACGACUUGGCCGCGCCAACUCUAUUCCCUACGACCGUGAGCACCUACAUGGGCAGUGGUCUGCCGGGCAAGGCUUUCGAGAUGACUUGCUACGCAGGAGGCGUGAAUGCGUAUGGCCCUGAGAUUAGGAAGGCUUUGGAUGGAUGGACUGGAUUCGAGGUGGUCAAGGCUUGA
Neohortaea acidophila is the source of this 1716-nucleotide messenger RNA. RefSeq lists its product as uncharacterized. The record is from RefSeq and is a predicted model, not a curated record. The transcript is spliced from 6 exons. NCBI's taxonomy places the organism in Eukaryota, Fungi, Ascomycota, Dothideomycetes, Mycosphaerellales, Teratosphaeriaceae. The coding region runs from base 1 to 1716 and encodes 571 amino acids. Gene Ontology annotation, molecular function: oxidoreductase activity.